Messenger RNA from Cokeromyces recurvatus, 2899 nucleotides. RefSeq names its product peptidase S8/S53 domain-containing protein. Gene Ontology annotation, biological process: proteolysis. The record is from RefSeq and is a predicted model, not a curated record. The transcript has 8 exons. The coding region runs from base 41 to 2845 and encodes 934 amino acids. Gene Ontology annotation, molecular function: serine-type endopeptidase activity; tripeptidyl-peptidase activity. Gene Ontology annotation, cellular component: cytosol; membrane; cell wall. Lineage: Eukaryota; Fungi; Mucoromycota; Mucoromycetes; Mucorales; Mucoraceae.
CUUUUCUCUCUCUCUCUCUUUAAGGACAUUAUAAAGUGAUAUGAAAAUAGUGUCUUUAAUAACUUUUACAAGUUUUGUUCUUUUACCAUCUAUUGUCUUUGCUAUAAAACUGGAUGAUUUUAAUAGCGAAAACGACGAAUUAUUAUUAACAAAUCCAAAGUAUAAAUGGAAUUCAUUGGGUAAAAUCAUUCCUGGUCGGUUCAUCAUUGAAUUUAACGAUAAUUAUCAUGGUUCUUCUUUUGAAUUUAUAACUAAUGUUGAAUCGGAUAUUAGUCAAAAUGAAUCUAUUCCUGACUCUCGUAUAAAGAUGAGUAUCGCCCAAGAUUUUAAUUCAUCUUCUUCUAUCUUUCGUGGUGUUUCUAUAAAUAUCCAUGAAUCUGUUCCCUCUCAUUCUUUUACUAAACGUGAUAGUGGAGAAAAAAGUUAUAUUCAAUCCUAUCAAAAUGUUGUACUUGGGAAAUUAAUUGAACAAUAUCAAGUCAAAUAUAUUUAUCCUGUUAUCGAAAUUCCUCGUCCUAAAGUAAAUAUCGUAUCAAAUGAUAUUUAUGCAUAUAGUUUCGAUGAAAAUCACAAUAUCAUUCCAAAUCCUCCUCAAAUCAACUUACCUAAAGACGGUCCUUCCUUACCUUUUACUCAUGUCAUGACACAGGUCGAUAAAGUACAUUCAAAGUACAGAGGGGAAGGCAUUCUAGUUGGAAUUAUAGAUUCAGGUGUUGAUUAUUAUCAUCCAGCACUGGGAGGUGGUUUUGGUCCCGGGUAUCCAAUUCAAUAUGGAUAUGAUUUAGUAGGUGAUGACUUUGAUAAUACAAAUAUAUCCUCUAGGAAACAAAAUGAGACUCCGCUUGACACCUGUAUAGAUGGACCUGGUCAUGGUACACAUGUUACUGGAAUAAUUGCUGCUAAUGAUCGUUUAUAUAAUUUUACGGGUGUAGCACCUGAAGCUACACUAGGGGUUUGGAGAGUGUUUGGAUGCAAUGGUGGAACUUCAAAUGAUUUAGUAAUAAAAGCUUUGAUCAAUGCGUAUGAAACAGGUUGUGAUAUCAUUAAUCUUAGUUUAGGAAGUUCAAGUAACUGGGCAGAUACUCCAAUGUCUCUUGUUGCUAACAGAAUUUCAGACGAAGGUGUCAUUGUUAUUGCUGCUGCCGGUAAUGAUGGCCAAGAAGGCGCAUUUUAUAUUUCAUCACCGGGCACAGGUUUAAGUACUCUGACUACAGCCUCUGUUAAUAAUGAUUAUAUCCUCCAGCGUUUGCUUAUUUUAGAGAAUCGAAAGCAAUAUCCAUAUUCAUUAUCUAGUACAACAAAAGAGUUUCCUUCAGGACAAUUAAUAAGCUAUUCAAACAAAGAGAGAGACGGGGAUGCAUGUAUUGGUACAAAUCCUGAUAAUAGUUUAAAGGGAAAGAUUGUACUUGUACAAAGAGGUGGUUGCACGUUUGAGGAAAAAGUACUUCAAAUUGAGAAAUACGAAGCUAUAGGUAUCCUUAUUUAUAAUAAUCAAUCUUCAGAUACUCUUCUCAAUUCUCGAGUCCUUAGUUCAAAGAUGCCUUUAGCAUUUACUACUUUGAAAGCGGGAAAAGAAAUGAGGAAAUUAUUAAACAAAGAUUUAAUACAUGCAAGGGAUGGUAUCUUUGUGAAGUUUAAAUCAGCUUUUGAUAUACGUCGUCAUUCGAGUGCGCGAAAAAUGUCUCCAUUUUCUAGUAUCGGUCCUCUUUAUAGUAUCGACUUGAAACCAGACCUUGCAGCCCCUGGGGAUUCUAUCUUUUCUACAUUGCCAAUAGCUAAUGGUGGAUAUGGUAUAUUAUCAGGUACCUCAAUGGCUGCACCCUAUGUUGCAGGUGCUUGUGCUUUAUUCCUUCAAGCCCAUGGAAGAAAGUAUGAUCUUAAAUUCCUUAAGGAGCAUCUUCAAAAUUAUGUUAAGCCUAUAGUUACACUAAAAAAUUACUUGGAUAAUCCGUCUUAUCAAGGGUCUGGCAUGCUUCAAUUACUGGACGCUAUUAAUCAAUCAACCCAUGUCUCUCCUGGCUCACUUAGCUUCAAUGAUACAGAUCAUAUUGGUCCUCGGAUACUAAAUAUCACUAAUCUUAAUAAUGUCACUAUCACAUAUCGCGUGGAAAAUAAACAAAGUUUAGCCAUUUCCCCUUAUAACACAACGUUACAAGGCUAUGCCCCCUUACGUUCAAUUCAGUAUACACCAAAUCAUGUUGUUGCUGAUAUAGCCUUCUCCAAAAAUCAAAUAACACUAGGACCAGGUGAAUCUAUCGAAAUAGAAUUGGAAAUAACAAGUAUUGGAAAUGGUCUACCAGAUUCUCCUUAUCCUAUCUAUGGUGGAUUUAUCCAAUUUUCUCCAAUCGAGGAUAACAGCGAUAUAAAACCAAUUCAUGUACCUUAUAUUGGCAUCCAAGGUUCUAUGGCCAAACUUCCUAUUUUUGAUGAAGGAUUCCCUCACAUCUUGAACACUUCCACUCCACCUACAUCACUUGAAGAUGGAGAAAUGAGUGUUAUCAUUGAUCGUUCUUUUGAUUCUUCACCCAUGAUAAUUAUUAUUCGUUUACUGACUGGUACAUCUCAGCUUGUAACUGAUAUAUUAGAUGCCAAUAUGACAAAAAUAGGCUAUUAUAAGGAAUACAGGUAUUUACCUCGAAAUACUCUCUCUGAUACAGAUCCUAUCUUUAUUCAACGCUGGAAUGGUACCAUGAUACCUAUUGCGAAAGACAAUUUAGGUGAGGAAAUCAUUCUACCUCCCGGUCGCUAUUUUUUAAACUGGAAAGCACUCAAGUUACUAUCCGAUCCUUCUAAUCUCACUAGUUGGGAAUCAAGACUAUCACCCCCUAUCUUAAUCCGAGCUUAAUUUUUUUUUGAUAUAAAUAACAAAUAAUAAUAAAUGAUAUCAUUAACACAAAAG